GUUCCUUGCUUCUCUUUGCUCUCCCAGCCAUCCCACUUAUUCACUUCAAAAAGAACAUUUUGACAAAAUGGAGAAUCGCCAGUUGCGUCCAGUCUACGAUGCACUUGACAUUGGCGACAUGAAGCGCGCCCUCAGCGAGUGCAACCGACUGCUCCGCAAGAACCCGAACCACCUCAGUGCCAAGGCGCUGAAAUCUUUUGCAUUGGCGAGAACAGGCGAGACCGAUGAUGCGAUGAUGCUAGGACAGCAGCUUUUGAGCUCACCCUUGGCAAUGAAGAACCCGCAUAAGGAGAUCCAGGUCUACCAGGCCGGCCUAAAGCAUGACCCUGGCAGUGAACGACUCAACCGCUGUAUCUUCAUGGCAGCUGCCCGCAACCACAUGUACCCGACCCAGUACCAGGCCGCCCUCCAGCUUAGCAAGCAGCACAAGACCGACGAAUACACCUGGUGGGUAAUUGUGGGCCUGCUCUUGCAAGCCAAAUACCCUGAAGACAAGUCGCAAGCGUCGAAUCAGCUGCAACUAACGCUGGCCGAGCGCAUGGCCGAAAAGGCGCUGGUGGAUGGCCGCUUGCAGAACACGGAGCAGCUGCGGAUUUAUCUGGAGAUUCUUGAACUGCAGGGCAAGCACGACAAGAUGCUUGAUGCACUGACUGCCUCCGGCGAUCUCUCCCGGCGUAUCGCAAAUGACGCUGAUCUGGUCACUCAGCGGAUCGAGCUUUUCCUCAAGACAAAUGACAUCAAGGGUGCCACUGCCGCCGCCGCCAGCUCGCUUCAGGACCGUGAUAACUGGAUCGACUACAAGCACUACAUCGAAGCUGCUGUGCUUGGCUUGAAGGCAGAAGAUCAGCAGCAGGCAAAGGAGCGCGCCAUCAACCUAAUUGUCGCCGAUAUCCAGCGCUGGGGCGCUGUGCGCGGUCGCAACCGUAAUGCUGCACUGGCCCGUGUCGAACUCGCCCUGCGUUUGGCAAAGGCCGGUGAAACGGCGGUCCUUGAGUCAGCCUUGGGCAGCCUAAGCACGCAAAUGUGGGCAUUUGUCAACGAAUUCCAGCACAAGGCCAUCUGCUACGCGGACAUCAUGCCCUACUUUGUUGCCCACACCAACAUGCUCAGCAGUGGUGAUGAGCGCUCGGCUACAAUCGAUGCCCACCGCGCCCUUCUAACCCCGCUGCUGGACAGCGCCAAAGAGAAUGCCGACAAGAACGACAGCCAGGCGCAGGCCUGGGUCAACUAUGAAAAGAUCAGCUAUCUCCUGCAGGCGCUGUCCCACGAGUCUAGUGCCAAGCAGUGGACCGCAACCGUCGCCGAUAUGCUCAGAUUCGGCCUUGACUCGGACGCCUCGGUUGAGGCCUGGCCCGCCUGCAGCGACAUGGUCCUUCUAUCAGCACAGCGCCUGAUCCAGUCUGCCUUUGUCGCAUUCCCCAGCGAACCUCAGAAGCGCCACCCAAUCCUGUUCAAGGCCCUGGUGCGUGCCAAGGCCAUCCAUGGCCUCCUCAACAUCAAGAACAUUCAGCAUGAUACCCUUGGGUACAUGAUCAAUGGUCACGGCAUGGCCCUUGGCUGCUUCAUGCCCGACCUUGAGUUGUGCUACGAGGGCGUCACCUUCUACGACCGCGGCCAGUCAACCAUGCCCAGGGAGUUUGAAACAAUCUACGAGAAGGGCUCGUACUCUAACCUGACCGACUUCAUCGAGUUUCAGGACAACUUGAUGAACUCGAUACAACGCGUCUGCACCCACAGACUCGCCCUGCGCGGUGAAGUCUUUGAGCACGGAGAUUUGACCGAGCUGCUGACUCUGUGGGAAGAAGCACAUAUCGAGCCAUUGGAGAAGACCCCCGAGAUGAUGGCCGCGUUGCACGAUAACCGGGAUACCCGAGUUGUUCCCCUGCUGACGCCUGUCGAUAUGUCCGAUGCCAACUUGGAGCAGUUGACGCGCCCGUUCCCUGACGACGCCGAAUUGCUUGAGAAGAAGACCGCCCAGCUCGAGGAGAUACUGGCCAGCGAUCCUCAAUCCAUGUCACCGCAGGACAUUACCCUCUGCAAUGGCGUGUGCCAGCUCGCCAGGCUCUACAUCCAUGCAUCGACAAGCAAGGACGACUUGAAUGAUCAGCUCAAUGUGGCCAUUGCCACAAUUACUGACUCGCUGCCAGAUGACAUUGACAGCAGCAGCACUACCGAGAACCUGGGCAAGCUGGCCACAACGACUCUCCGGGAUCUCGCUGCCUCUACUGAGCUGUUUAGCUAUGCACUAGUGGUCAAGCAUGCAUUAGCGUCCCACCGACACUCGGCAGCUUCGCGUGCUGUUGCCCAGGCGCUUGCUGCAGUACGCAAGUCUGCGCUGAAGCAGGUCUACGCGCUCCGCUCAUGGGUUGACAAAGAUGCCGUCGAUGCUUUCUUGGCUGAAGUCACCGACUUUUUGUGUGAGCGCCGCAAGUCUGUGGUCACCUCGACAACAAAGCAGUGUGCUAGUGGAUGGCUGCGCUCUGUCAAGAACAUGAUUGGGCAAUGGGAACGCCGGUCAUAAAUGCCGAUGCUGCCCUACCCAUAUCGAUACAAGAUGAAGAAUCGUGAUCAAUUUUGGAGUGGUACGACAACAUGAAUACGCUUGCUACCCCCCUUUGCUUAUAUUGAAUGUGACGUUAAAAUGGUG
This is a messenger RNA of Linderina pennispora, 2647 nucleotides long. RefSeq lists its product as uncharacterized. Bases 68 to 2521 code for a protein of 817 amino acids. NCBI's taxonomy places the organism in Eukaryota, Fungi, Kickxellomycota, Kickxellomycetes, Kickxellales, Kickxellaceae. Gene Ontology annotation, cellular component: cytoplasm; NatB complex. Gene Ontology annotation, molecular function: protein-N-terminal amino-acid acetyltransferase activity; protein binding. Gene Ontology annotation, biological process: N-terminal peptidyl-methionine acetylation. The transcript is spliced from 7 exons. The record is from RefSeq and is a predicted model, not a curated record.